AAUACAGAACUGAUGAAACAGGAAAUGGCGCAACAUGUUUGAGUUCCUGAGGAAAAGAAAAAAAAAACUGCCCAGAUUUAAGACACAUUAAGUGUCUAAGUUGUCUAAAUGUCUAAGUUCCUGAAGACUUCAAAGAAAACCAGCAGAAUUAAGAUUCAGUUCACAUUCACUGAUAAAGUGGAGAGUGAGUAAGUUUGGACCAUCAGUGUGUGAGUUCAGAGGAUCAGUCAUGAGGGAGUGUUUCUGCCUUUUCCUCUUUAUGCUGCACUUUGCUGAAGGUUGUCGACUUUCAGGUUAUAGAGAGUCUAAAGUAACAGGUUACACAGGUGGAUCAGUCCUGCUGCCCUGCUCCUGUACUGACCCUCAAUCUACAGCAGAGACAUUCACCUGGCUCGUGUUACACGGGAGUCAACGAAAUGAAGUAUUCACAAAUGAAAUCUACAAGGGCAGACUGAAGCUGUCUAAUGAAAGAUCUCCAGCAAAUCUGUCUCUGCUCAUUUCUGACCUCAGAAAGAGUGAUGAAGGGUCAUAUAGGUGUGAGAUUUUAGGCACAAAUUAUACAGACAUUCGGGUAAAGAUAAAAGGGUGUGAUCUGGACCAGAAUAAACAGACGGUCGAGGUGACGGGACACUCUGGAGAGUCUGUAGUUUUGCCCUGUUCCUGUACUGAACUACAGGACAAACCUCUACAACUUACAUGGACAUUUACUCCACUAAACCAAAGAAAACCUGAAGAAAUUUACCCAAAUGAACAGAGUGAGAGACACAUUGGUAGAGUCAAACUGUUGGAUCAAACCUCUCCAGGAAAUCUCUCUCUACUCAUAUCAGACCUGAACACAGAAGAUCAGGGAGAAUAUCAUUGCUCUGUGCUUCAACAACAACACGUCAACAUCAGACUCAGUGUUCAAGAGGAACUUCACUUUCAAUCAAUCUGUUUAUCAAUCCAUAAACCUGCAAAAGAAGAAAGUACAAGCACUCAACACUCAGGAGGCAUACAGAGAAAACAACCACACAACUCACCUUAAUGAUGAAGUGACGUGUUCAAACAGACACACCAGCUCACAGAGAUACAGUAGAGCAUGUGAAGUGUACAAGCGUCAAAGAAAUAUGACUUCAUCAUCUGUAUUUAGUUUGAAACUUCUGAUAUUUCCUGUUGUUAUAGCGUACCUAUUGUAUGCCCUCUGUUUUAACUCAACUUAAAAAGUAAACAAUAAAACACCAAGUUAUUCUGACCAAGUAUCGCUAAUACUACACAGACUGACAAACUAUAAAAAGAUUUAUACAGCCAGACUAAAAGCAGUGUUUAUGUAUGUAGAAAGUUAUAGUAGCUUGUUCUUCAUAAUCUCUGUGGCAAGUUUCCUGUAGACAUUAUUUUGGUACCAUGUAAACAUUUUAAUGAUUUAACAAAUACUGCAGAAUAUCUGUCUUUCAGCAGGACUGUUGUGUUUUAACACAAUAAAAAAUAUUGUCAAAUA
This is a messenger RNA of Megalobrama amblycephala (Wuchang bream), 1474 nucleotides long. RefSeq names its product neural cell adhesion molecule 1-A-like. Gene Ontology annotation, cellular component: external side of plasma membrane. The transcript is spliced from 5 exons. Lineage: Eukaryota; Metazoa; Chordata; Actinopteri; Cypriniformes; Xenocyprididae. The record is from RefSeq and is a predicted model, not a curated record. Bases 230 to 1024 code for a protein of 264 amino acids. Gene Ontology annotation, biological process: T cell costimulation; cell surface receptor signaling pathway; positive regulation of T cell proliferation.